AUGCUCGUUCGCGGCCAAGCGCAGCUUCAACUGGGCUUCUUCGCCGCCUGCGAGCUCGAUUGUAGCGAUGCCCUGGAAGCGAUUCCAAACAGCGCUACUGCGUGGGCCACGCGGGGCAGGGCGCGGCUGAGACAAAAAUGCUACCGGGAAGCAGCUGACGAUUGUCGGCAGUCUCUUGCACUCGAUGCGCAGUGCCGCUUGGCCAUGUCGACACUGGGUGCGGCGCUGCUGAAUUUGGGUGACAACCAAGGAGCCCUUGAGUAUUGUGAUCAAGCGGUACACGCUAUGUUGGAUCCGAAAGGCGAAGCUGAGGCCAAAGCUCAGAAAAAGUCCAAAAAGAAAGCCGGCAUGUCACGAAACAAGGAUCGUAAGAAAUUCAAGGAGAGGAAAACAGUCAGCAAGAUUGCUGCCUCGAGUGCCUCUCUCGCUACGUCAGCAACCACAGAGCCAGAAGUCACCGGCGAGGAGAUGGAGAUGAUCGAGCCCGGCCCUGAAGAAUCAGAGCAAAGAGCCGAGGUAGAAACAGGACAGGAGCAGGAGCAAGCCCCGGACAGCCCUGUGGCUGAGUCACAGGACGGGGAAGGAGGUCAGGAAGGAAAUUCACUUGAUGCCGAGACUUCUGCCGUCCAAGUGGAAGCCGAGCGGGACAUGGACAGAUCAGAGAUCGAGGAGCUGGCAGACUUGUACACGAUGCUGGCUCAGGCCAAGGUGGCGCUGGGAGACUUGGACGGAACCAUUGAAGACUGCUCUCGUGCCUUGCAGCUGAAUGAGCGAGUCCCGUUCUGCUGGGCAGCACGUGCCGAAGCCAAGCGAUUGCAGGACAAGCUGGAUGAUGCUGUCGCAGAUGCCAACGAGGCGCUCCGCUUGGAUCCUUUGAAUGUGCCGGCCUACAUCACCCGGGCAAAGGCGAAGUUGAAAGCAGCGCAUUGGCAAUUUGUCGUCACAGAUUGCAGCGAAGCACUAGCUUUGGAUUUACACCAAAGCAGUGCCUGGUCCACGCGAGCAGCGGCCAGGCUGGAGCUCGGUGACAUAUCCGGAUCUGUGAGCGACGCGCGAAGUGCGGGCACUCUAGGUGGAGCCCUGCUAGACAACCUCGACAUCGUCGCUUCUGCAGAGGCGUCCAGCAAGGCUAUCGGCCUGGACCCGGGCUGUGCGCGAGCCUGGUUCAACAGAGGCUGCGCGCGGGCCGACCUGCAGGACCUUGAAGGUGCUCGAAAAGACUUCGACGAGGUCGUCAAGCUUUGGCCGGAGAGCUUCAUGGCUUUUGCUCACCGUGCCCAUAUUCGUCUGAAGCAGAACGACCCCGAAGGUGCGUUGCAAGAUUGCGAGCAGGCGCUGAAACUGGACAAGCGGCUCGUGAGAGCAAUGUGCACCCAAGCUCAGAUCAAGCGAAUUAUGGGUGACUUGAAAGGAGCCGUGUCCGAUGCAACAACAGCGCUGAAGUAUGAACCAGACUGCGCGUCUGCUUUCUCCAUCCGUGGCCAGGCCUAUUCCAAGAUGGAGAAGCACGACAAAGCAGUCCAGGACUGCCAAAGAGCCAUUAAGCUGGACCCGCCAACCUUGGAGACUCCGAUGUUGGCGUGGCGGCACGCUUGUGCAUCUGAUCCGGUCCCGUCGCCGAUGACGGUGUGGGAGUUUCAGGCUCUGGCUGCAAAGAUGAAACAAGAAGCGAAGGCCCAAGCAGCGGCAGAGGCUGCAGCGAAAUGGGCACGGAAGGCCAAAGCCGCUGCUGCGAAGAAAGCCGAGGAAGAAGCACUGCCGCUUGUUUCGUUUUAUUCGGGAGGAACCUAUCGAAAAGGCUUUGGCAUUCCAAUGGUCCUGAACCCAGGAGAGCAAACAUGA
This is a messenger RNA of Symbiodinium necroappetens, 1842 nucleotides long. The record is from the annotation of a GenBank genome assembly. Lineage: Eukaryota; Dinophyceae; Suessiales; Symbiodiniaceae.